AUGAGGCCGGGGCUGCUGCUGCUGGUCCUGCCACUGGUCCUGGCCGUGGGGUCCCAGCCACAGAGGCAGGACCCCAAGGAGUCCCACACCCUAAACUGGAACAAGUUUUCAGGGUUCUGGUACAUUCUGGCCAUUGCCACUAACACCCAGGGAUUCCUGCCAGCCAGAGAAAAAAGGAAGCUGGGGGCGUCCGUAAUGACAUUGAACGGAGUGGGCCGGCUGAAGGUAGUCAUCGCCUUUAGCCGGCCCCGGGGGUGCCAGUCCCAGGAGGUGGUCCUGCGGAAGGACAAGAAGAAGGCCGUGUUCAGGAACGGCUGCGGGUGGGCUCGGGCGCGCCAGGCAGGCGCCAGCGGGUGGCUCUGGGCCUGUCUUCCAGUGCGAGGGGUGAAGGCCUUCCACGUGCUGUCCACCGACUACAGCUCCGGCCUGGUCUACCUCCGCCUGGGGCGGGCCGGCCGCAGCCGCCAGAGACGCUGUGGCUCUGACCCAUCGCCAGGCAGGCAGAACGUGUCGACCUUCCAGAGUCUGAGGGAGUUUGUGGACACGUGUGAAACUCUGGAGCUGAGCAAGGACCUCACCAUUCUCCCCAAAGAUGCUUCCUGUGCGCACACCAUUCUGCCCUGAGAGCCAGCGUCCUCACAGACCCCAGGAGCGUUGUCCCGGAGGCCAGGUCUUCACAGUCAAUGGCUUGUUGGGAGGCGUUUGGUGACCCCAGCGCAUGGACGGUGUGAAACUCAGGUGGCCAGCCCAGGAGGGGUCCCGUAGAGUGGCAGAGGGGCGGGGGAAGGAGGGUGCGCGCUGCCUGGGCAGGGAGACGCUGCACCAGGCCCCGCCCCUGUGUCCUCCCAAGGACACUGCAGGAUGUGCCGUGACUUGUCUGCUGCGAAAUAGACCACAGGCCCGUCCACCACA
This is a messenger RNA of Galeopterus variegatus (Sunda flying lemur), 912 nucleotides long. RefSeq names its product lipocalin 10 (gene LCN10). Lineage: Eukaryota; Metazoa; Chordata; Mammalia; Dermoptera; Cynocephalidae. Gene Ontology annotation, molecular function: small molecule binding. The transcript is spliced from 6 exons. The record is from RefSeq and is a predicted model, not a curated record. Bases 1 to 624 code for a protein of 207 amino acids.